AUGAUCGCGACCAACAUGAUCAAGGAUGUGCGAGUCCCUCUCAAGUCGGGUGGAGCAACUACAUGUCGAGGAUGUCAACAAGGGAAAAUGGUCCAAAAACCAUUUCCAAGCAACCGAGACAAGCGCAGCUACGAUACGUUUGAGCUACUUCAUCUGGACAUCUGCGGGCCCAUGGAAAAGGAUUCGCUCGGUGGCAGCAAAUAUUUGCUGCUGAUCAUCGACGAAGCCAGUGGAUGCAUGAAGGGCUUUUGUCUACGAGUGAAGUCCGAGAGUGAAGACUACAUCCGGAAAUAUAUCACCAUGGUACAGACGCAAUUCUGUAAGAAGGUCAAGUUCGUGCGACACGACGGAGCUCGCGAGUUUGCAACCAACUCGCUUCAACUGUUCUACGAAGACGAAGGCAUUGAACAGCAGACAACGGUGCCGUAUGCACAUCAAACAAACGGAACAGCAGAGCGUGCCAUUAGGACUAUUGUCACGAUCGGCCGCAGCAUGCUUCAUCAUGCCAAACUGGACAAGUGUUUCUGGGCCGAAGCAGCGAUGACGGCCAUCUACGUCAAGAAUCGACUGCCGUCACCUAAAGUCGUGCACAAGACCCCGUUUGAGAUCGUCUACAACUUGAAACCAAGCGUCAAGCACAUGCGAACAUUCGGGUGUCAGACAUACAUACUGACGCCUAAAGAGAAUCGACUCAAGUGGGAUCCAAAGGCUCGCGCUGGCAUAUUCGUGGGCUACGAAGAAGUUUCGAAGGCAUAUCGUGUUUAUGACAUCGAGGCGGGGCAGGUGGUUAUCAGCCGCGAUGUCAACUUCGACGAGUCCACCUUUGGACUUCAACUGCCGAUCACUGAUGAAGAUGUCGAUGACCUGGACUUCGAAUUGCUGGAUCUUGAUGACGAAGAGCUGCGUCAAAUGGAGUACAAGCAAACAGGCAAGCGCAAGAACCGACUCAAUGAUGAAGAUACAGCAGCUCCACGACCGCGUGCAGUGCGUCAACGACCAGGACUAGAAGAGUCAAGCGCGCCGGAAAACAACUCGUCACGACAAGAAGAAGACGAAGAAACGAAGGAUUCUGGUGAUUCAACACCGCCUGUGUUUUGGCGUGCGAGUGCAAAUGCCGUUGAAGCAGCAGUGGACUUAUCAGAGCCCUCAACAUUUGAAGCAGCAGUAAGCGGCCCUGACCAAGUGCACUGGAGAAAAGCAAUUCAUGCAGAGCUCGAGUCAAUGCGACUUCGCGGUGUGUUUCGUGCAGCCAAGCUGCCCAACGGACAACGCGCCAUUGGCACAAAAUGGGUGUUCAAGAUCAAGCGCAAGGCGGAUGGGUCAAUCGAGAAGUACAAGGCACGACUUGUGGCCAAGGGUUUCCGCCAAAAGUAUGGCAUCGACUACACGGAGACGUUUUCGCCUGUGGUCAAGUACGUGACGCUGCGAAUGGUGAUCGCAAUUUCCAAGCAUUUUGGAUGGCCCAUCGACCAGCUUGAUGUGGUGACAGCUUUCCUGUAUGGCGUCAUGAAGGAACAAGUGUUCUGCGUGAUUCCUGAAGGCGUCGAGCUUGACAGUACGUUCGACUGUCUGGAAUUGGUGAAGUCAAUUUACGGCCUCAAGCAAGCGUCGCGAGUGUGGAACGAGACGUUCGACGAGUAUGUGUGCUCCAUCGGAUUUCUGAUGAACUUUAGACUUCUUGGUCCGAGUGCAAAACGCAAAGUAAAUAUAUAUUUAUAA
Peronospora matthiolae is the source of this 1719-nucleotide messenger RNA. The record is from the annotation of a GenBank genome assembly. Lineage: Eukaryota; Oomycota; Peronosporomycetes; Peronosporales; Peronosporaceae.